AUGAAAUUCUUCGAGAAUGUCUUCACCUACGACUACUCCUUCCCGGCCGUGUCGCUGGCCUACUUCCUUCGCUAUCCCAACCCUUAUUCUCGCCAUGUGUUGACCACCGAUGUCAUUGACCGUUACGUCGACCCGACGACCCAGCGUCUCCACACCACUCGUCUCCUUCUCAAGAAAUCCAAGGUUCCCUCGGGAAUCCUCAAACUCCUUCCCAAGGGGAUUGGCGGCUCAGACAAUUCCGGCCAGAGCUAUAUCCUCGAAACGACUGUCGUCGACGCCAAAGAGGGUUGGAUGCAGACGGAAUCUCGUAACAUGGAAUGGACCGGGAUAUUGAGCGUGGUCGAGAGACAAUUCUAUCAACGCCAGCCCCAUGAAGGUCCACUCGGCACGCUGGAAGGGCUUUCGCUCGAUGACAAAAAAAGCGAACAGACUACGGUGCGCACCACAGUCACUUUCCGCUCCAAAUUCGGGCAAGGAAAAUUGCUAGGUAGAAGGAAGACCGAGCCGAGUAGCGACCACACCGGGGAUUAUGAAGAAGAAGCUCCGAAAAGAGGCCUUUUCACCUCCCUGUCCACUGCGGGAAUCCAACGCACAAUUGAGCUGAUUGGAUUGAACCGCACCCGGGAUGCCGUGCUCAAGAGCAAGCAGGGCAUGAAUGUGGUUCUCGAGCGCUUGCGUAAUGGCGGUAUUGUGGGUGUUCUUGAAGGGAUGCGUCAAGAUCGAGAGGCAGCGUUCGGACCGGAGGGUGGUCCCUGGAAGCGAGUUUGGCUAUCCGGCCAUGGGCAUGCGUCUAUUCAAGAUGACGACAAUUGA
Molecule: messenger RNA, 813 nt
Organism: Aspergillus niger
Lineage: Eukaryota; Fungi; Ascomycota; Eurotiomycetes; Eurotiales; Aspergillaceae
Exons: 1
Coding region: 1-813 (270 amino acids)
Biological process (GO): phospholipid transport
Cellular component (GO): mitochondrial intermembrane space
Molecular function (GO): phosphatidic acid transfer activity
Source: RefSeq, a predicted model, not a curated record